AUGAUAAAAAGCAGCAGCUCCCCACCUCAGCAGAAGGAUGUGGAGCCGAUCAGUGCUCUGCGUAUUGCUGCAGGUCAAAACCAGGACAUGAAUGUUUCAUUGGGCGGCAUCGUCACACUCUGCAGAACAAUCAUCAGGCUUGCCUCUAUUGCCAAGGAGAACAAGAAGAGCUGCCGGCGCCUGUGCAACAGAGUCACCGCCCUCCAGUGGGUGAUUCAGUCCAUCCAAAGCCAACGGUGCGUCGCCCCAGGUGUCACCGCUGCGCUCGAAAAUCUGCACCGCACUCUGAGCGAGGCAAAGAAGUUGCUCCGCGAGUGCAAAGACAAAACCAAAAAGUUCAAGAUUUUGAGUCACAGGAGAAAGCUCAAUGAGAUCAGUGAAAGCCUGACCAUUGACUUUGAGCUACUGUCAGGGGUGCUGCAUGUGGACCAGAGGUGUAACGCAGUGGUGCCGGUCACGCCCGAUGAAGAUGAAGACGAGGACGAUGAGGAUGAAGGUGGACCAGUGGGACCAGCUUUGGUUGUGUACUACGAAGAGCUGAUUCUUCACAGCAGCGCAGCUGGAUCCCAUUCCACCGAUCAGACUCCAAUGAUUUCUACACCUGGGUUCCAGUCUGCGCAUCCUGAUGGUUGCUUUCCGUCCUCACGUUGGGAUUUUAGCGUGUGA
Messenger RNA from Synchiropus splendidus (mandarinfish), 666 nucleotides. RefSeq lists its product as uncharacterized. The record is from RefSeq and is a predicted model, not a curated record. The transcript is spliced from 4 exons. The coding region runs from base 1 to 666 and encodes 221 amino acids. Gene Ontology annotation, biological process: cell surface receptor signaling pathway. NCBI's taxonomy places the organism in Eukaryota, Metazoa, Chordata, Actinopteri, Syngnathiformes, Callionymidae.